AGAAUGUUUAACCUGAAAUAAGUCAACCAGCCUAACUACUUAGUUACUUAUUCACCAGCUGUUUUGUUGUGUAAGCCCUCACUGUCAACUUUUCAACCACAAGUAGACUUUUAAACUUUUACGUGCCUACAAACCUGUGUGUAUGUUUGUGUUUUUUAUGUAAUUGGGACUUAUUUCCUCAUCGUAACCAGCUUGCCUCUCUCUAGCGGGGAAAUCCCAACAGAUAGAGCUGUUGAGAAGGGAGUGGUUUGCUCCAACAACAAAUUCAAAUUAAUCAGUACUUGCUUUCAGUUGGUUUCACCCCACAGAAGCUCCAGCAGCAGCGACCCACUUAACUUUGUCACCUGAGGAACCCGUCGACCAGGAAGUUGUGCCUGUUGUGGGGCAUUUUGUGUAGUCGUUCCUCAUUUCUGAUUUUGCAGUGACAAACAGAAAGGUGUGUGGCAGCGGAUAAGUUUCAGCUGAAGGUGGCGAGUCAUUUAAUGACUCCUUAAACAUGUUGGAUCCAAGAGGGAACGAGGGCAGACGAAGCCACGUUUUGUCAGCUGGGAACCAGGAUUAUAAAGAUUACGCCCAAGCUGUGUCCAAUAAGAACACCGUGAAAGAACUUCUAAUGAUGAAACGACAAGCGAUUGUAAGUGAACAGAAAUGGAACUGCUCACAAGACAACAACUUGGAGCCUGAAUUAAAAUAUACAAAAGAUGAGCCUUUCCUCUACGAUGUGAGUCCUCAUCCGUUCAACCCUCCAGCACCACUAAACCCAAAUCCCACCAUCGAGUUUCCUCCUGCAGCUCCUCAAAUUGCUGAAAAGACCCCGCAACAAGCGCAGUUUCCAGUGCAAUAUCCAGCUCUGCAGGGACAAAAAAUGAAUUUAUUUCAGUGGCAGAUUCAGCGUGAAACCCAGAAAGUUGGAGGACUUUCUGCCGAGCUGCUAAACACGCAAGAUUCAGAUGGUGACACAUUUCUCCACAUCGCGGUGGCUCAAGGCAAACGGGCUCUUGCUUAUGUGCUUGCUGCAAAAAUGGCUGGAUGUGGCGCCCUGGAUAUGAAAGAACACAACGGGCAGACAGCUUUGCAGAUCGCAGCUACCAUCGAUCACCACCUGAUUGUCCAGGAUCUGCUUUCACACGGAGCCCAGAUCAACACCAGAGACUCGUGGGGUCGAUCUCCGUUACAUGUAUGUGCUGAAAAGGGCCACGUCUUGAGUCUUCAGAGAAUCUGGAGGAACAGCGGGCAGCAAGUAGAUGUUGAAAUGUUCAACUAUGACGGUUUGACAGCACUUCAUGCAGCCGUCCUGUCCCACAACGCCGCCGUCAAAGAGAUGAGGAAAGCGGAAGAUUCGUGUUCGUACAUGGUGGCAGAGAGAGUGCAGAGGAGGCAGAUGUUAGUGGAAUGUAUUAAGAUUCUGCUGCACAUGGGAGCCUCCUAUGGGACAAAGGAUCUGAAAAGUGGACGGACUUGCCUUCACAUGGCCUGUGAGGAGGGAAACGUGGAACUGUUGAACAUGUUCCUUGAUCAGCCAAUAUCGCUGUCGAUUGUAAACGUGAAGACGUUCAGUGGAAACACGGCCCUGCACAUUGUCAGCUCUCUGCAAAAUAAUCCGACUCAAGCGGAAGCAGUGAAGCUGCUGAUGAGGAAAGGAGCCGAUCCAGGGAUCAGGAACUUGGAGAACGAGCUGCCAUGUCAACUGGUGUCUGAAGGACUCAUUGGUGAAAAGGUGUGGAAGAUCCUCAAAGGGAAACUCUUUCAUGCUUAAAGAACACUGUCAGUUAGACAGUCAACUCGACAAAGACAUUUGCUCUAACAAGGCAGAUGAAGGUUGUUUCAGUGAAACAAGAUGUUCAUUACUAUGUAGUGCACUACUGUUAACUCUCCAAUCAUCUCUUAAACUACUUUAUUUUUCUUUACACUCAGUUAAAUUUAUGACACAUAAGCAGCAUUUCCAGUCACAUUUUAUGUACACAAUGAAGCCAAUACAAAGACUCAAUUAUAAAAACAGGCCUCUGCAAGUCUGUUGGCUACAGUCCACAACCAACCACUGCAUUCAUUUCUUCUUCUUCUCCUGUGUGCUGGUGAACCACUGGUCCAGUAGCUUUUUACUGUAGUAGAUCUGCCAGCCGUGUACUUGCACAGAUAUGACGAUUACCAGGUACAUAACUGACACAGCAGAGAAACCGAAGAUGAAGCGGUAGGCUUUGCCGUGGCGAUAAAGCUGCUGAGCUACAGGGAACAUCUCCAUACCGCCGUAGAUGAGCGGGGCCACGCAGAAGAGCCCAGCGCUGAUCAUAGAAAUGACCAGGUAGCUGAUGUUGUUGCGGGGCAGCGCCAAGAAGCUGAAGACUGUGGGGAUGAUGCUGAGGAGGUAGGGGUACUCCCACUGGUAUGGAGAGGCCACCACCUUGUGGGACACCAGGCUCAGCUGGCUCACCGUCACCUGAUCAAGAAAAGACAACUGUGGAGCUCAGCUCUUACAGCAGUUAGAAAAACAGCGAAACACUAAAGGUUUGCUCUUACCUGAGCUGCCAUGAGCACCCAGAUCAGCAAAUGGACAAUGUUGAGUUUACGGAUUUCAGACUUCAAAGCAACACUGAGUGCAGAAUAACAGAGAUAGAACAGUUACAUUAAAGGUUGACUGCACCAAUCAAUUUUAAACUUCUAAAAGCUACUAAAUUCUCAAAACAACAAUUGAAAUUUUGCAGAAAAACCUACUUUUACUAGACAUACUUCCGUGAAAUGUAGCUCUAUGAAACUAAAGUGUUUUUUUUUUUGGCUUUUUUGCAUUUGCCCAGACUAAGUAGUUUGGGCUGUGCCGUGUAUUGUUGAAUCACACAAGACUUUAAGGCUGUGACCUACAUGUUGCUCUAAUCAGUUCUCUAAUAUCUAAAAAAACAAAACAAAAAAAAAAACAACUACUAUCUUGUUUCUUUAAGCUCACAGAUAUAAAGUCUUGUGAAAAAGUUACAACUAAUUUCUUUUAGAAUGUUUUCAAACAUGCAAACAUUUAAUCCUUUUGUAAACAGUGUCAACAGAUGCAGGUCACUCAUGCUUCAACUACUGGAUCAAGGCUGAGUUACAGAUUUAUAUCCCUGUAUUCUGUGAUGCUGUUAUAUUUCACUGUGUUGUACAUAAACUAACCUCAUCUGAUAGUGAGCAGCAACCCGCUCCCGGUGCUGGAAAUCACUGCCAUCUGUGCCAGCUGCUCUCGGACCUGCUCGAGAAGCCAUAAUGGAUAUCUGAAAGCAAAAAACACACACAAGUUCAACCUUGGACUUUUCUUUCAAAAGUGGUUUCACACCUCUGGUUAUAGCUGUAUCAUCCAGUAUGUGUGUAAUAUAUGUAGUAUUGUUUCUGAUGUUCAUGGAAUGCAUGUUUAAUAUCCUUGUGUAUGCUGUAAUUAACACAAAGAAUAGUUUUAAAUAUAAAAUAAAGAAAUUCUGUAUCGCUGGUA
Amphiprion ocellaris (clown anemonefish) is the source of this 3448-nucleotide messenger RNA. RefSeq names its product nuclear factor of kappa light polypeptide gene enhancer in B-cells inhibitor, zeta (gene nfkbiz). The record is from RefSeq and is a predicted model, not a curated record. Gene Ontology annotation, molecular function: DNA binding; POU domain binding. NCBI's taxonomy places the organism in Eukaryota, Metazoa, Chordata, Actinopteri, Pomacentridae. The coding region runs from base 497 to 1756 and encodes 419 amino acids. Gene Ontology annotation, cellular component: nucleus. The transcript has 12 exons. Gene Ontology annotation, biological process: regulation of gene expression.